Messenger RNA from Gopherus flavomarginatus (Mexican gopher tortoise), 2735 nucleotides. RefSeq names its product coiled-coil domain containing 38 (gene CCDC38). Bases 1 to 2073 code for a protein of 690 amino acids. NCBI's taxonomy places the organism in Eukaryota, Metazoa, Chordata, Testudines, Testudinidae. The record is from RefSeq and is a predicted model, not a curated record. Gene Ontology annotation, cellular component: centrosome. The transcript is spliced from 15 exons.
AUGGCAUCAGAAGACUUAUUUCCACCGCCCCAGUCCCAGACGCCUAGACUUCAGGGCGUUCGUUUUGACUAUGACACUGAUAAUCAAAAGAAGACUCCUUUUACAAUUGUGGACUGCAAGCCAUUUCUUUACAGAGACAUUGAGUGUAGGGCCAAAGAAGAGGAUAAAAUAGCUCAACAGAAUUUGAAGGUCCAUGAAAAGAGCACAUUUUCAUCACGAGCAAAGUCUCGAGAUUCUGUGAGAAAGAUGGACUCAGUCAUUGAAAGAGAGACCCGGGCUACAAUAGAUAAAGGGUAUAUUACUUCUGGUCCCAACUGGGCUCUUACUUUUGCAAAAUGUUGCCAAAGUGACAAACAGUCUUUAACAGAUUAUAUCAAGGAACAGAAGGAGUUGUUUCUGCUACAGUACACAGUAAAAGUGAAAAAACAAACUAUAAAGAAGCUGGAGAAAUUAGCAAUGCAAGCCGAGAAAGAGGCCAGCUCUGCUGAAGCAAAGCUCGAAGACGAUACAAUUGCAUUUGAGGAAUUUCUGAAAGAAAACGACCGAAGUUCUGCAGAUGCACUUAAAAUGUUAGAAUCACUAUUACAGUUAAUGUUUGUUUUAAUUUUUGAUCUACCAAAAACCGUACACUUACAUCUCUGUAAUAUUUCCAUGUUACUUUUUAGUGCAGCCCAAGAAACAAAAUCUAAAAUGGAAAUGGCAGCAGAUGUAAAGUCUGCUAUUAAUGAACUCUUCGCUAUUAAAAGUGAAAUUGCAAAUGCCGAAUUCCUUCUCAUGGAGAGUUUAUAUUAUGAAGAUUUUUUGAUGAAACUUUCUCCUAAAGAAUGGCAAGAAGAACAGAGAACAAAAAAGUUGAAAGCAAGAAUAGACAAACAGAGAGAAAGAGAGAUCAUGCAGAGAGAAAUGAUUACAUGUGCUUUCACUCCACACCAAGAAAAAGAAAGUGCACGCAAAGAGAAGAUAAGUUCUUCAAUUCCACGCCAACCACACCACGGUUCUAUUUUUUUAAAGCAAAAUAGACUCUAUGCAGCAAGUACAGACAGGCGCGUCAGCUCCUUUGAGAAAAGUGCUGGACACAAUAGGAAAGCAUCAGCUCUAAGUGCGAGUUGUCACCAGAGAACAGCGGUGCAUGAUAACAAAGAAAAUGAACGCAGGUCUUCUAGAAAGCUCACAGAAGCAGACUUGGGUGAAGAAGUGAAAAUGUUAAUUUGCUUUCUCCAUCUUCCUGUGUACAAUAAGAAGAAAAUAUAUCAAGUAAGAGAGCAAAUGAAAAUAAGAAAUGCAAUUAUAACAGAUACCUACAUACCACAAUGGGAAAGCGAAAGUGAUUGUGCAAUUCAUGAAGAUUCCUUGAAAGACUUGGACAUGGAUAUGGUGCCAGAAAUAUAUUUCACAGAUCCAAAACAGUUACUUCAGAUCUUCACAGAGUUAGAGGAACAAAAUCUUGCAUUAAUCCAAAAUAACCAAGACUUAGAUGAAACUAUGGAUGAACUUGAGCAGAUGGCAAAAAUUAUAAAGGCAAAACUAGACGAAAAAGUAAGUAUUGUUGUAGGACAUAAAGAAAUUCUUAAAGCUGCCUGCAUCAAUGAAGAGGAAAAAUGCACAGAUUUGGCACUAAGAGCUAAAAUGUUUUCUUUUGGAGAGUUUAAUCCAGAAAUCCAGGACAAAAUGCUACAUUCACUUACUAAAAAGGUUGCAGAAGUGUACAGAGUUAGUGUUGGAGAAGUAGACACAUCAAGCAUUAAUUCCAUUCAGAUGUUGAGGAGAAUAGAGAAUCGAAUUGAAGAACUGUGUGAAGUGUUGGAGUCAGUUCCAAAAGAAAAUAUUGAAGCAAUUGAGAAAAUUAAGAUGAAAGACAGAAGGCAAAGGUUACGUGAAGAAAAAAAGAAACAAGAAACGAAACUUCAGGAAGAACGACUGCAGUGUUCUCUGAAAAGAGCAAUUGCAGCACCAAAGAAGAAGAUGGGAAGAAAGCUGGUAUUUCGCUCACAGCCUCCAGAGAUUAGAAAGAAGGAGGUGUGCCUGAAAGAGAUCAACACAAAAAUGCAAGAUGAUAUGUUAUUUUUCACUUGAGUUUAAAAGUAGUUGCACCUCCUUAAAGGGGGUGUUGCAGGUAUAUCUUCCUACUUAGUUCAUCUAGAGCAAGAGAUUAAUAUUCUGUGCUAUAGUUUAACAGAAUUUACCAACAAAGAGGAGUUUAUCACUAACAUGCAGGGAUCCAUAGUGUAAGUAGUAAACCUACUUUGUACAUCAGAUGUGAAAAAAAAAACCCAGAAUGUCUUCAUUGCUUGUUCAGUAACACCUAUUACCACUAUCAGCAGAGAAAAAUGCCAUUCCCAUAACUGCUUCAGUACACUCCAGUGUAGUCAGCUUAGAAAGACAGCUGUUUGCAACAGUAAAAAAAAGCCUCAUUGACUUUUGAGCUGUUCUAUAAUAUGACUGCAGUGCAAUGAAAGAGAUAGGACACCCUUUGCUACAUAAAGUGAUUUGCCACAAUCCUGUUGAUAUGCACAACUUUAAAGAUAAAAUUUACCAUGAGAAGCCACUUAGAUGCAAGAGUUCACCUUUAAGAAUAAAGUAGUACACAUAUUAGUAUUUUAAAAUGUCAUUUCAUCCUAUCAACUAUGUAAUCUUAUUUCAGUUUCAGACUGAAAGAUUUCCUCUCUAGCAUUAAUCUUGCAACAAUCUUUAAAAAGUUUGACUUUAAAUUAGAUGAGUUUUUAUAGUUCAAAGUU